AUACUGUAGCGCCAGUUUGACCUUUAUUGGAGUUUUUAAACCACUGCUCGCUGUGGUGGCGAUUCCUCUCCUUUAUGUCUAUCUGUCCUAACUACAGUUAAGGUUUUUAUUUAUUUUGUAUAUUCAAGUGGGCACAGACAGCUGGUGGAAAUGGGAGGUAGCACGUCCAAGAAAGUGUCAUUCGGGCUGGACGAAAACGAGAAGGUCACAGUUAUUGAAGGAGUGAAGCUUUCAGACGAUGUGCUCCAGCGGAUGAGGGACGCUGAGGGGUCUGAAGGCACCAAGCCACCCCCCUCUCCACCAGAACCCGGUCAGAAACAACCACCAAGUCCAAAACCAACAGGAACCUCCCAUACAGAAAUACAUGAAGAAAUACGCAAAAACUUUGAGCGUCAGCAGGCCCAGGUGCAGGAGCAGCUGGCCUCCCUCGCCCAGAGGGAGAGAGAGAGAGAAGCAGCAGCCCCCACAGAGCUGGACCACCUGACCCCCGCCCUCCUCAUCGAGAAAGGAAAGACCCAUGAAGAGCAAGGAAAGGCCAAGACACUGCCAGCAGAUGUGGAUGCCUGGGCCAAACAGCUGGAGAACAAAGAGAAGGAACUGGCCAGCAUAUCCAGCUUCUAUAAGCAGCAACUAGAAAUACUGGACAAAAAGAACCUAGAGAACUACAAGCAGACGACUGAACAGUACAACGAGGCCGCGAGCAAAGCUGAGGCCGACAUCAGACCCCGGCAGAUUGGCUCCGUGUGCAGCGGGCUACAGUCCCAGGUGCUGCAGUGCUACAGCGACCAUCCACAGCAGACCCUGCUCUGCUCCAGCCUGGCCCGACAGUACAUGAGCUGCGUCCAUCAGGCCAAGAAGAUUGAAAACUCUUGGACCCCUGGGUUGAAAUAUGAAUACUCAAGUAGCCCCUUUGAAUGA
Messenger RNA from Notothenia coriiceps (black rockcod), 918 nucleotides. RefSeq names its product coiled-coil-helix-coiled-coil-helix domain containing 6b (gene chchd6b). The transcript is spliced from 9 exons. Bases 151 to 918 code for a protein of 255 amino acids. Gene Ontology annotation, cellular component: mitochondrion; MICOS complex. The record is from RefSeq and is a predicted model, not a curated record. Lineage: Eukaryota; Metazoa; Chordata; Actinopteri; Perciformes; Nototheniidae.